This is a messenger RNA of Plasmodium inui San Antonio 1, 5556 nucleotides long. Its product is annotated as DNA polymerase I. The record is from RefSeq and is a predicted model, not a curated record. Gene Ontology annotation, molecular function: ATP binding; single-stranded DNA binding; DNA-directed DNA polymerase activity. Gene Ontology annotation, biological process: DNA-templated DNA replication. Lineage: Eukaryota; Apicomplexa; Aconoidasida; Haemosporida; Plasmodiidae. The transcript has a single exon. Bases 1 to 5556 code for a protein of 1851 amino acids.
AUGGUUCGAUGUCAAUUUUUCCUCUUUUGUCUGAUCCUUAUCCAUUAUGUGUUAGCAAUUCGAAAUAAAAGUAGGCCGAAAACGGAUUUUUACUUGAAGACGAAUUGUGAAUUGGUGAAGAGGGGAAAGAAUGACUCCAAAGUAUAUUUCAAAAGGAAGGCGCGGGGUGAGGAUUUGUGUUCGCGGGCAUUCUAUGACCCGCUAAGAGGGGGGAGAAACAACCGAGACAGCGGCGCGCUGCGCGCCACGAGCACGUUCGUGUCCAAGUACUACAAAAUAAACAUAAACGAUGUGUACAGCUACCUGAAUAGGAAGAAGUAUGAGUACAUAGAGACAGACGUGAAGAUAACUCUCAAGUACUGCCCCUUUUGCCCGCCACACAAGUAUAAAUAUGACAAUAUGUACAAACAUGAAAUUUUUAAAAACACCGGAAAUAGUUACUGCCACAGGUGCGGGUAUAAAGGAAGCUUCUACGAUUUCAAACUAAAAAUGGGAGACUUGGUAACAAGCAAUUUCGAAAACACUGUUGUAAGCAAUACCUAUGAGGAGGAAAAAAUAACCUUCAACGAUGUUAAGGUGUAUAGCAUGAAUCUGUUGUACUCGAAGGAGGCAGAAACGGCAAGGAAAUAUUUAAUCGAAGAAAGGAAGAUAAAAUUAGAAACGCUAAAAAAGUAUUAUGUAGGAUUUUCUAUCAUGGAAUUUCAGUCGCUAGAGAAUUCAGGAACCUUUGAAAAACACGAAUGCUUAAUUUUCCCCUUUAUAAGAAAAGCGAAUGAUAUGAACUCCAUGGGGUUAAAUGGAAAUAAAAACAACACGAAUGAAAAAGACUCGUACCAAAUUGUCCGAAUAAAGGUAAGAAGCUUAAGGGAUAAAGGAUACAUGAGAUUAUACCCCAAGAAUGUGAAAGACGAAAUGAAAUUAUUCUUUUUUGGAGACCAUUUGGUUGGCAAUUCCGAAGAGAUUGUCCUAACGGAAGGGGAGAUAGAUGCCAUGACGGUAAGUCAGGAGACGAAUUAUGCCGCCAUUUCUCUGCCUAAUGGUUCGAAGUCCCUUCCCAUAUAUUUGUUGCCAUAUUUGGAAAGGUUCAAAAAAAUACACCUGUGGCUCGAUUUUGACAAGGCCGGGAAAUCCAGCGUCUUUAAUUUUGUCAAUAAAAUUGGGCUAGGGAGGACGAACGUAAUAACCGAUGCGAAUGUGCACUAUCUGGAUGAACAGCUCUUCGAGAGAAAGAGGAAAAAUUUGUUAACCAAAGGGGGUCUUCUCUUACCCCUAACAGUUGCUGAUAACCCUAUCGGCGUAGCGGAGCAGAAAAAGGGUGAUAUUAAAGAAGAUACGCCAAGUGACGAAAAAAAUGGGCACACAGAGGGCACGGAGGAUGGAAAGGGCCCGAACACAUCUGUAGAUCCCAUGUCAGGUACAAACAAGUCAGAUUUGAAAAUAGCCGAAAAGACGAAAAAUGAAGGUGAUAGCAGGAAGAAUCCCAUUUAUGGUGACACGGGAAAUACCCAAGAGGAGGCGCAAAAAAGAGCAAGAGAAGAAGGUAAAGUACGAACAUUCCACUUUGUACAGAACAAUAUCAUGUAUAUACCAAACAAUAUCGUUGUGAAGGAUGCCAAUGACUGUCUAAAGCACAACAUAGACGUACGAUUUUUUAUAGAAAAUAGCGAAAAGGUGAAACAUAGCCAAAUAUUAAACUUCAAUGAUUUGAGACAAAACAUUUUGGAAGAAUUAAAAUAUCCGGAUCGAAUAAAUGGAAUUAAGAGUAAAACUAUUCCAUCGUUGAAUAAAUUUCUAUAUGGCUUACGCAUGGGAGAAUUAUCCAUAUGGACAGGUCCAACAGGGGUAGGAAAAACUACCCUUUUGUCCCAACUUUCGCUAGAUUAUUGCAUCCAGGGGGUGUCUACCCUAUGGGGGUCGUUCGAAAUUAAUAACAUAAAAUUAGGAAAAGUAAUGUUAAAUCAGUUUUGUGGAAAAAACUUAGAAAAAAAUAUUGACCUAUUUGACCUAUAUGCAGAUAAGUUUGAAUUAUUGCCACUAAAAUUUCUAAAGUUUCAUGGAAGCACAAAUAUCGACCAAGUUUUGGAUGCCAUGGAUUAUGCAGUCUAUGCCUACGAUGUGAAGCAUAUCAUUAUUGACAACUUACAGUUCAUGUUAAAUAUAAAUAAAUUUUCUGACAUAUAUGAACUACAAAAUAUUGCUAUUGAUAAGUUUAGAUCGUUUAGCACAAAUAAAAAUGUGCACAUCACUUUGGUUGUUCACCCAAGGAAGGAGGACAACAACCUUCUCUCCAUUGCUUCCGUCUUUGGUAGCGUCAAAUCUACACAAGAAGCCGAUAACGUGUUUAUCAUUCAGAGACAUGUGUCUAAAACGAAUGAAACUGUUUUUUUUAUAGACAUUAAAAAGAACCGAUUCAAGGGCAGCUUGGGGAGAAUCCCCUACCUCUACAAUAAAGAAAAUAUGACCAUCAAGGAGAUGUCCAUUGGCUACUUAAAUGAUGCCAUUUCGGGUAGCGCCUACCGAUCCACUGGUGCCACCCCUUCUGCUAACACUUUUGUGCCGAGCGUUGGGCCACUUCCCGAUGGUCCCCCAAGCGAUGGCCUAGACUUCACGCUUUGUGAUGAGUACGACUAUAUGAAGCAGUUAGCCGACGAAUACGAGUCGAAGCACGCAGUACGCAGGUAUCGCCUUGGCGCUGAUGGAAGGGUUAGCAGUGUGGGGAGUGGAAGUACGAACAGGCCUGACGCUUCAUCAUCGAACGAUGCCCCAAACCAAAGUAGGGACAGUAGCGGGUCGGUGGACUCCUCGCGCAAUAAUCAAAAUAAAGAUAACAAGUCAGUCAACCAAGUAGGCGGCGCAGAGAAUGACCCUACGAGAAAUAACUGCUUAGUUAGUCCAAGCAGCAAGAGCGAAAAAGGAAGCAUAAAAAACCUAUUGAAGGGAGUCGACCAAGGAAGCACAACAAUUUCUGUAGGAAGAACUCCAAAAAGUGAAAAACUAAGUGGUGAUAGCAUUCAUGUGGCCAACCCUGCUGACCCGAACGGGGAGAAGCAAGAAGCACCCUCAGAUGUGUCCAAGAAAAAUGUAUCAUCCUACCGAUUGAGCACUGAAGGGAUAAUAAAACUAUGCGAAGAAAUAAAAGACAACACAAAUGAAAAACUAAAAGAUAGAGUGAUAACCAUAUCCAUGAGGAACUGUGUUAUAAAUAAAGAUUCAAUGAUAAAGGACAUUCGAAACUUUAUAAAGACAAACAAGUUAAACAUAAAAACGGCUGGGAAGAACCUAAAAAAGGUAGAUGUUUUUAUUGCCAUUCUGCAGAGUAUUCCGAAGGAGUACAUAACGAUUACAUAUGGAGGAGGGGACGUAGAGAAAGAGGAUCCGGACAACAACAGUGUCAGCAACACGUGUGGUGAAAAUGUAGAACGAGGCAGACUGAAUAGCACCCUCGCAGGAAAUAAUAACAAUGUGAACAUUGGGGGAAGCCGUUCCAGCGCAUUACCAAUUAGGGGGGCCACCAGGAAUAAUUUCAACAUUGUUCCGACUGUGCAGGAAUUCUGUGCGAACAGCCAUAACAUUGCCCAUAGUUCAAGUGGUUAUCCGAUUGACCCUCAAAAAGGGGAGGCCAAAUCGGGACAGCAAUACAGUGAAGAUGAUAUAAAAUCGGUAUACGGGGAGGAAGUUACAAAAAGGUACAUCCAGGACAAUAUAAUCAACGUAGAUGACAACAUUGUUAAGCGGAAUGGCACAUUCAAAUUGGAAGGAGACAACAAAAUGGUUAGUAGCGAAAAAUUGGAGUACUACGAACCGGUGAAAAAAUUCGACGACGAUAUUGAGUCGAGAUUUUUUCUCAUAAAUGACAAUAAUUAUAACGAAAAGGUUAAUCUUAUCUACAAGAACGUAACGCACUGCGGAUUAGACAUUGAGACAACCGGGCUGGAGGUGUUUGACGAGAAAAUCCGCCUCAUCCAGAUCGCCGUGGAGGAUUACCCAGUAAUCAUUUACGAUAUGUUUAACAUCACGAAGGAGAAGAUCUUGACUGGCCUACGAGAAAUCCUAAGAAAUGGACAAGUGGUAAAAAUUAUACAAAACGGAAAAUUUGACGCGAAAUUCUUAAUGCACAACAAUUUUGAAGUGGAAAACAUAUUCGACACGUACAUAGCUAGCAAGCUUUUAGACAAAAAUAAAAAUAUGUACGGAUUUAAGCUGAAUAAUAUUGUAGAGAAAUAUUUAAAUGUAACCCUAGACAAGCAACAGCAAAAUAGUGUAUGGAAUAAUUCGCUGCUGAACAAUAAUCAACUGUUUUACGCAGCAAGAGACUCCAGUUGUUUACUCAAGUUGUACAAAAAACUGAAGUCCGAAAUUUGUAGGGAAAAUAUGAGAACUGUGAACGAUAUUGAAAAUAAGUGCAUUUUGCCCAUUUGUGAUAUGGAGCUUAAUGGCAUCAAGGUGGACCUGGAGAGCUUAAGCAAAAGCACGAAUGAAAUUUUAAGAGAAUUAAAUGGAGAGACGAGCAAAUUGAAAGCAGAGCUGAAGGAUGAAGAAAUUAACGUAAACUCGCAGCAACAGGUGCUAAAAGCAUUACAAAAUAAUAACGUGAGGGAUGUUUCGAAUAAGCUUAUCGAAAAUACAUCGGACUCAAAUUUGAAGAACUUCCUCAACCAUAGGGAAGUAGUCCUAUUAAGAAAUUACAGAAGAUUGUAUAAGCUGUACUCCGCCUUUUACUUAAAGUUACCACAACACAUAAACAAAAAAACGAACAAAAUACACACGACGUUUAAUCAGUUAAAAACUUUCUCCGGCAGAUUUAGCAGUGAGAAACCCAACUUACAGCAAAUCCCAAGGCAGAAAAAUAUAAGGGAAAUUUUCAUCCCCCAAGAAAACAACAUAUUUAUAAUCGCCGACUUUAAGCAAAUUGAGCUAAAGAUAGCUGCCGAAAUCACCAAUGACGAUAUUAUGCUGAAAGCGUACAAUAACAACAUCGACCUGCACACACUCACAGCUAGCAUUAUCACGAAGAAGGCCAUACCUGAUAUAAAUAAGGAAGACAGACACAUUGCCAAGGCCAUAAACUUUGGCUUAAUCUACGGAAUGAAUUACGUCAAUCUGAAAAAUUAUGCAAACACAUAUUACAACCUAAAUAUGAACCUUGAUCAAUGCCUUUAUUUUUACAACUCCUUUUUUGAGCACUAUAAGGGGAUAUACAGAUGGCAUAAUCAAGUAAAACAGAUGAGGGCCUUAGAGUACUCUACUCUUUCCAACAGGAAAGUUAUAUUCCCCUACUUUUCCUUCACCAAGGCGUUGAAUUACCCAGUGCAGGGCACCUGUGCUGACAUUUUGAAACUGUCCUUAGUUGAGCUGUAUAAAAAUCUGAGACCCAUCAAUGGGAAAAUCAUCCUCUGUGUCCACGAUGAAAUUAUAAUCGAGGUUGACAAAAAAUAUCAGGAGGAUGCCUUAAAAAUCCUCGUGGAAUCGAUGGAAAAUUCCGCUUCGUUCUUUUUGAAGAAAGUCAAGUGCGAAGUUUCCGUGAAGAUUGCGCAAAACUGGGGCUCCAAGGAGUAG